AUGGUUGUUUGGGGGCUUCUCUUCUUCUCCACCUAUACAUUACUCAUUCUGUUCUGGGCAGAGGUUUACGACCAGGCAAGAAGCUUCGCCAUUGAUAAUCUUCGACCCACAUACUUUAAAAUCAAUGUGGUUGUAUACAUCAUACAGAUAUGCAUAUGGAUAUUCAUCAAACUCAGUGGAAGCCCUGCAGGAGUUGAUAUUGCAAAGCUAAUUUUUUCAGUUAUUUCAUUUUGUGCUGCUAUGGGAUUCUUGAUAUAUGGUGGAAGGUUGUUUGUCAUGCUGCGACAUUUUCCCAUUGAAUCCAGGGGACGGCAGAAGAAGCUGCAUGAGGUGGGGUUUGUGACUGGAGUUUGCAGCAUAUGUUUCUUGAUCAAAUGCAUAGUGGUUGGUAUUUCUGCCUUUGAUGAGGCUGCUGAUAUUGAUGUUCUUGUUCAUCCAAUUCUAAAUCUCAUUUAUUACAUGAUGGUGGAAAUCUUGCCUUCUGCAAUGGUGCUCUUCAUCCUCCGGAAAUUGCCGGCAAAAUGAGUGUCCGACCAGUACCACCCAAUUCAAUGACACGGCCGGCGGCCCAUAAACGUUGAAGAUCAGAUCAGAGGAUGUUCCGGCCGGCAGUUUUGCUUAUUAUUAGUACGAUGAUGUUACAAUAGGCCAUGUUUGUGUGUGUUUAAUUUAUCAGCUUUGUCUGUUGUCUUCACUUUGAUCAGUACUAUAAUUUUACAUGUAGCAUUCAGUAUUUCGAG
Messenger RNA from Ipomoea nil (Japanese morning glory), 740 nucleotides. Its product is annotated as tobamovirus multiplication protein 1-like. The coding region runs from base 1 to 525 and encodes 174 amino acids. Lineage: Eukaryota; Viridiplantae; Streptophyta; Magnoliopsida; Solanales; Convolvulaceae. The record is from RefSeq and is a predicted model, not a curated record. The transcript is spliced from 8 exons.